AUGACAAACAAAUUUUAUGAAGUUUUAAGUUUUAAAAAAAUGGGAUCAGGAAGUUCACAUCAACUUUCUCCAGCAGAACUUAGUGAUCUUGAAGGAACAAGUGGCUUAUCUAAAGAUUCAAUAAAACUUCUUCAUUACCGAUUUGUAGAACUUGCAAGAGCUAGAAAUCGUGAAACUAAUGAAUUAUUUAUUCGCCGUGAGGAUUUUAAAAGAGUUGAAAAGUUAAAAACUAAUCCAUUAGGAGUAAGAAUUAUUGAAGCAUUUUUUGCUGAUGCUUGUUGUACAGAUAGACUUUACUUCAAAGAUUUUGUUAGAGUAUUAGCUCAUUUUCGUCCCAUCAACAAAAAUAAACCACAUCCAUGGAAUGACAGAGAAGCAAAAUUAAGGUUUGCUUUUACAAUGUAUGAUCUAGAUAAGUCAAAUUCAAUUGCUGUUGAAGAAUUUGCUGAAAUUUUAAAAAUGAUUAUUGGACAAAAUGUUGAAGAGGAUCAAGUUGAAAGAAUAGCUGAACAAACUAUGAGAGAGGCUGAUAAAAAUGGAGAUGGAAGUAUAACAUUUGAGGAAUUUUGUCAUGCUAUGGAAAAAACUGAUAUUGAACAAAAAAUGAGUUUUAGAUUUUUGACAUAA
Molecule: messenger RNA, 627 nt
Organism: Strongyloides ratti
Lineage: Eukaryota; Metazoa; Nematoda; Chromadorea; Rhabditida; Strongyloididae
Product: EF-hand domain and EF-hand domain pair-containing protein
Exons: 6
Coding region: 1-627 (208 amino acids)
Molecular function (GO): calcium ion binding
Source: RefSeq, a predicted model, not a curated record